AUGGCAGGCGGGAGGGCUGAGCCGCGUCCCUGCUCCGCGCUCCUGGGCUUGGCCGCAGGAUCCCUCCUGCUGGCAGUGCAUUUCUACAGCUUGCCCAGAGCCACCCCUCUCAUCCCCAGCACAGCUCUAGGAGUCCUGCUCUUGAUUUUAUCAGCUCUUUUGGCCUAUGCAGGGGUGUGGAGGAGCCCACGGAGAGCCCCCCUGCUGCUGUCCCUCUGCCUGACCGUCUCGGUGCUCUGGUGUGGCUACGGACUCAUCCUCAUCCUGGGAGGGCAGGAAGUGCUGAAGGACGUUGAUGAUUUCCGCAGUGCCUGGGUGCCUGGCCUGGCCACGUUCACUGUGGCACUGCUCAGCAUCUCCGUGGUGGGCUUCCUGUGCAGGGAGGUCCUCCUGGCUGUGAUUGCUUCUGCCCUCUCGCUCGCCAGUGCUCACGAGGUCGCCCUGCAUUAUGGCACAGCUUUUGGUUCCUCUGCUGUGGCCUGCAAUUACAUGGUUGUCUGCUUGGCUGGCGCUUAUUUUGGUGUGGGGAGGAUUCUUUACUUCCUAACUAAAGAGAAAAUUGCCCUCCCUGGCACAGACCUGGCCAAGAAGAAGACCCACGAGCAGAGCCAGCCCAGCAGUGGCAGUGGGAACCCCUUUGCAGCCACAGGGCUGAUCCUGAACAUGCUGUCUGCCAGUGUCUUUGGCUGCAGGCUGCUGGGGGUCACCCCCAAGCUGUUUGUGGGCCAGGUGCCCUGGCUGUGGGCAGCUGGGCUCUACCAGCUGGGCAUCUGUGUCCUGUCCUACCGGGCAAUGGAUGUGCUGGGGGCCACCUUCUUUGGUUUCACCUCCAUCCUGAAAUUUGCUGGAGGCUACUGCCUUCUCUACCCCCUCUGGCAGCCGGAGGAGCCAUCUUUUCCUACUCCACUCCUGGUGGUUUUCUCAGUUCUUUUUGUGGUCCUGGCCCUCUUCCUCAGCCUCAGGAGCCCCUUGGAUGGCCUGUACCUGCUGUUCUAUGUGGCCUCCUGCGCUGCCUUAGCCUGCAGCCCCAAGGGGUUUUUUGAAGGUGGCCCCCAAGGUGUGGACGUGGCCAUCUUUGUGGCCUCAGCCCUGAUGUCUCUGAUUCACCUGUACAAUGGCAGAGCAGGUGCCCAGAUCCCCACAGGGCAGGCUGCUGCCAAGGCCCUCCUGGCUCGCAGCAGCUUCCUGAAGCUCCGGGAGGGCUCGGACCUCCACGCUCCCUACCUGGGCUAUUCCAAGUAUGCAGAUGCAGAAGUCCUGGGCUACGCCUGCAGUGUCCUGGCCUCCUUUGCCAUCACAGUGCCAGGGGACCCCCAGACACCCCUUGCCACUGUUGUCAUUCCAUGGGUGGUGGUGGCUGGUGGGAUCCUUCAGCUCCUGAGCGGCUCGGUGGCCUUUGCUCGGGGUAAGACCUUGGAGAGCAGUGCCUUCAUUCUCUACGCUGUCAUGUGGAUCAUCUGGGGCCUGGCAAGAUAUGGUGGCCUCUAUGGCACUGCCAGGAGCUUCCACGCAGCUGUAGGCAUCGUUGCCUUCAUGCUCUUCAACGGCUUCAUUGUCUUCUGCACCCUCUUCUUAAACACCGCCUGGUUCUUUUACUCCCUCACUUUCUUCCUGGUGGCUGCCAGCUUCCUACUGGACACCCUCCAUGCCCUCCCAGCUGGCUAUGACCUUGCUGCCACCCUCAUCUUUGGUCUGGUCAGCUUCUACUGCUUCCUGUCUGCCCUUUGCAGCAGCACCUUGGAGGGCUCCUGCCUGCCCAUGGGGAGGCCCCUGGUGCAGCUCAGCGGGGUGGGGGCAGCAGGGACCAGGUGCCCUCACCUGCCUGCCAGGAAAGCUUCUUCAGUCAAGAGAAUUGCAGACAUCCUGAAGAAUGGAGGGACCUGUGGCAUCCCCACGGACACUGUGUACGUGCUGGUGGCAGCCUGCAGCCGGCCCGACGCUGUGGAGAAGGCUCACCACUCCAAGCGCCAGGCUCAGGAUCGCCCCAUGUCACUCUGGAUUUCUAGCCUAAAGCAACUGGAACCUGCAAAGCAUUUGUUCAGUCCCCUUCUCUGGGACUUCAUGGAGGCUGCCUGGCCAUCUCCUAUCAGCUUGGUGGUUCCCAGAGGUGAAUGGGUGGACUUCCUGGGGAUGAAGGACUCAGCUCGGUACGUGGGCACCCAGCAGAGCGUUGCCAUCCGCGUCCCCGACUGCUCCGUCACCACACACCUCAUCGACCUGGUUGGCCCCAUUGCUGUCACAUCCGCCAACCCGACGGGAGAGGCAGACACCACACACCACAACCAGGUGUAUGCCAAGCUGGGGGACAAGGUGGAUGCAGUUCUUUGUGAUGGGCCUUCUCCAGAGAUCAUUGCCUCCACCGUGGUGGACUGCACCAAAAUUGACAGUGGGCACAUCGGGUUCUUCAGAGUUGGCAUCAUCCCCAAGUCUCAGGUGCUGCAGAUACUGGAGCAGGUGCAGAAGAAGCACACGGUGGUUCCUAACAGUGGCACCUGCACCACAAAAGGCCAGGAAGAAGAUGGGAAUCAUGGCCAUGCUGUGCAGAAUGGGGUGGGCAGGGCUGCCCCAGGGGGGGCUGUGCCAGGACAGUCCCCCCAGGGGGGCCACCAGAACCACACUCGCCUCUGA
Chaetura pelagica (chimney swift) is the source of this 2628-nucleotide messenger RNA. RefSeq lists its product as uncharacterized. Gene Ontology annotation, molecular function: double-stranded RNA binding; nucleotidyltransferase activity; tRNA binding. Gene Ontology annotation, cellular component: cytoplasm. Bases 1 to 2628 code for a protein of 875 amino acids. The record is from RefSeq and is a predicted model, not a curated record. Gene Ontology annotation, biological process: regulation of translational fidelity. The transcript has 9 exons. Lineage: Eukaryota; Metazoa; Chordata; Aves; Apodiformes; Apodidae.